GGAACUAAAGGCAUUGGGCUGAGACCUUUUCAGCUGAGGAAGCUCAUUCAGCUUGAGGCCUCUUGGCUGAGCUAUUUCAGGCUGAGGAGUUGGUGAGGUAAGAGGUGGUGGCUGUGGCUUGCUCUUCACUGAUCUUUCAGCCUUUACCACAAUAUCUGUUUCCAGGUUUUUUAUAAUACCAUAUUUAGAUUCUUACCACAUAUCUUUCUUCCUUCUGUGUGAGAAUUGGUGAUUUUCUGUCUUGCCCACGGAUGAUUAUUUCCAAGUUUACCUGUAUUUAUGUAGUCACCACAUAGAAUUAUUAUUUCCUGUAUUUACAUGGAUAAUUAUUCUGGUACCCCCGUAUAAAUUUUGCCUCUAGUUACUGUCUGCAAAGCAUCUUUAGUGAAAUCAAUUAAUUAUGUUAUCUCGAGACUGUCUUCAAAUGUACUUAUGUCUCUAUCAAUUUUAAGAUAAUUUUCUUUCUUGAUUCAAAAAUAUGGGUUGACAAUGAUUUUCUCUUCAAGCUUGAAAUAUCAUUCCAUUCUCUUCUGUAUUUGGGAUCAUUGUCUGGACACCUGGUCAUAGUUUGUUGUUUGGGUUUUUUCCUGUGGUUUGACAUUGUUCUCUAACAGGUUUCUGUGGUGGUAGUUUGUGUAUGCUCUUACAAAUAAAGCUUGUCUGAGGAUCACAGGGCAAAGCCAAGCACUAGUUAUUCAUAGAGUCCAGGCAGUGGUGGCACACACCUUUAAUCCCAGUACUCUGGAGGCAGAGGUAGACAGAUCUCUGCAAAUUCAAGGACACCCUGGGAUACACAAUACUGAUCCAUUUUAAAGGCAGUGGUGGCACACUCCUUUAAUCCCAGCACUUGGCAUCUCUUGUCUUUGUUCUCAGUGCUGGGGAGGCACACACACCUUUAAACCCUGGACUAAGGAGUUUGGGAUAGGAUGUCAGUGGUAUGGCUGGGCACAGAAAGGAAUAGAAGGUGGAAGGAGACAGGAGCUCAGCACUCUUUCAGUUGGAGAAUCUUACAGAUUUAAGAACUAGCAGCUGUCUGUGUUGCUUCUCUGAUCUAUGAGCUUUCCCCCUGAUAUCAGACUUUGGGUUUUUAUUAAUAAGUCCAACAAGAAUUUGUGCUACAGCUUUCAGUAUUAUUUUUUUUCAUUUUCUUUUUGACCCCUUGUAUGAAAGGUCAGAAAGUCAUCUAUUCCUUGUUCCUGAAAGAGAAGCUCACAGAAAAGAAACAGAAAGAAAUGGCUGAUUCUCCAGUAUGUAUUUUCCAGAAUCCAUUGACAUUCCGGGAUGUGACUGUGGACUUCUCCCAAGAGGAGUGGGAAUGUCUGGACACUGGUCAGAGGGCUUUGUACAUUGAUGUGAUGUUGGAGAAUUACAGCAACCUGGUCUCUGUGGAGAACCAUUGCAUGUGUGGUAAAUUCAACAAGGUCUUGGAUCAAGACUCUAACUACAUUGUCCAUCAGCUUGCGAAUAUCCAAGAGAAGUCUUACAAAUACAAUCAGCUUGGCGAAAUGAUUCAUGAAUCCUCCCAGUGUACACCUUAUAACACAAGUGAUACUGUAGAAAACUGCAUCAACUGCACAUAUGGUAACCACGGGCACUCCUCUACUGACUCAUCCAACCUAAACAGACAUAAAAGUGUGCACACUGGAGAAGACCUUUUCAAAUAUAAAGAGUGUGGCAAAUGUUUACGCUUAUGUUCCAAUAUUAGUCUAAAUCAGAGUAUCCACACUCUGAAAAUAGAGCACAAGCAUACAGAGAGUGAUAAACUUUUGGGCUCCGCACACAGACUUGUGCAGCAAAGAAUUCAUUGUGGAGAGAAAGCACACAACUGGGGGAAAGGCUUCAGGAGCUGCUCAAACCUCAGUACACUUCAGAGACUUCAUACUGGAGAGAAACCAUGGAAAUGUAAAGAAUGCGGUAAGUCCUUUAAGUGGUUGUCUCACCUUAAAACCCAUUGCAGAAUCCACACUGGAGAGAAACCUUACAAAUGUAAUGAAUGUGAUAAGGGCUUUUCUCGGUUGUCUAGACUUAAAAGCCAUUACAGAAUCCACACUGGAGAGAAACCUUACAAAUGUGAGGAAUGUGGUAAGUGCUUUUCUCGCUUAUUGAGACUUAAAAGCCAUUACAGGAUCCAUACUGGAGAGAAACCUUACAAAUGUAAGGAAUGUGGCAAAGCCUUUACCCACUGCACGGGUCUUAGUACACAUCAGAAAAUUCAUACUGGGGAGAAACCCCACAAAUGCAAAGACUGUGGUAAAGCCUUUUAUCUGUUGUCAACACUUAAGGAACAUUACAGAGUCCACACUAGAGAGAAGCCUUUCAAGUGCAAAGAAUGUGGUAAGUUCUUUCAUUGGUUGUCAGGCCUUAAAAGCCACUACAGGAUUCACACUGGAGAGACGCCUUACAAAUGUGGGGAAUGUGACAAAUCAUUUUCUCAGUUGUCAAGACUUAAAAGCCAUUACAGAACCCAUACUGGCGAGAAAUCUUGCAAAUGUGUAGAAUGUGACAAAUGCUUUACCCGCUGCACAGCUCUUAAAAGACACCAGAAAAUUCAUGCUGAUGAAAAACCCUACAAAUGUGAGGAGUGCAGCAAGUGUUUUUAUGUGUUCUCACACCUUAAAAGCCAUUGUAGAACCCAUACAGGAGAGAAACCCUACAAAUGUGAGGAAUGUGGUAAGUGUUUUUCUCAGUUGUCAAAACUUAAAAACCAUUACAGGAUCCAUACUGGAGAGAAACCUUACAAAUGUAAGGAAUGUGGCAAAGCCUUUACCCACUGCACAGCUCUUAGCACACAUCAGAAAAUUCACACUGGGGAGAAACCUUACUCAUGCAAAGACUGUGGUAAAGCCUUUUAUCUGUUGUCAAGACUUAAGGAACAUUACAGAGUCCACACUGGGGAGAAACCAUACAAGUGCAACGAAUGUGGUAAGUUCUUUCAUUGGUUGUCGAACCUUAAAAGACAUUCUAGAAUCCACACUGGAGAGAAACCUUACAAAUGUGGAGAAUGUGACAAGUCCUUUACCCACUGUUCGAGUCUUAAGGCUCAUCAGAAAAUUCAUGCUGGGGUGAAACCCUACAAAUGUGAAGUAUGUGGAAAGUCCUUUUAUUGGCUGUCAAACCUUAAAACCCAUUCCAGAAUCCACACUGGAGAGAAACCGUACAAAUGUGGACAAUGUGACAAGUCCUUUACCCAGCGAUCUCUUCUUACAAAGCACAACAGGAUCCAUACUGGAGAAAAACCCGAACAUAAGAAACUUGUGAGAGCUUUUCAUGAAUAUCAAAUGGACCGACUCCUGAGGGCAAAUUCAGAGGAUCCUUGGGUCAAAGCUCUUCUUCGUGCAGAUGCCGCACAGACCAAGGCCCCUCUGCUUGGUGACCUUUUGUGCAGAGGGCAAGGGUGGAACUGGGAAUGUCGCCGACUUCAAGGGCGCUGCCCAGGGAACACCUGCACCGCUGGACCGGCUUGGGAAACCGAACGGAAAGAGGAAGUAGGUGGGCGGGGAUGGGCUCGGGGCCCCCAAAGCCUGGAGGCGCAGCAAACUCGCCAGUCCCUAAGGAAUUUCGGGAGACGCACAGUGCACAACCUGGGAGCGGAGGACACGGCUGGGAGUCGGGGGGACGGAAAUCUCCCCGGAGCCGCAGUGGCCGCGCCGGGCGGCCUGGGAAAGUCACCAGUCAGCAGCGCAGUGGCGGGAACCGCAGCCCGGCGGCCCUGGAACCUCCCAGGACUCACUGAUCACCCAGACCUGCUCACCUGUGCAGCAGAACAUAGAUCCCUGGAUGGUGAAGAGAGAGGAGACAGUAGCAAAGGAUCCAGGUUUAUCUUUUUGACACCUUGGUACAAAAGUGCAAGAAGGAGAAAAAUGGCUGGUUCUCCAGUAAAUACAUUCCAGGGUCUGUUGACAUUCCGGGAUGUGGCUGUGGACAUCUCCCAGGAGGAGUGGGAAUACCUGGAUUCUGCUCAGAGGGCUUUGUACAUUGAUGUGAUGUUGGAGAAUUACAGCAACCUGAUCUCUGUGGGUAUUAUUGCCUGCAAGGCAGACCUGGUCCCCUGUCUGGAGCAAAUCCAAGUUCCCUGGAAUGUGAAGAGAGAGGAGAUAGUGACCAGACCAGAGUACCAACAGAUGUGUGGCGAAUCUGAGAAGGUCUUUGAUCAAAACUCAAAGUGUAUUGUCUAUGAGCAGGUGGCUGUUCAACAGAUGUUGUGCGAAUCCCCCAAAUGGACACUGUACAAAACAAAUAAUACUACAGAAAACUGCUACAAAAACAGAUGGAUACAAAAUCACAGGGAUGACUAUAUUGAAUCAAUACACUUCAGUAGACAUGAAAGCAUGCACACUGGAGAAGAACUUUGCAAAUAUAAAGAUGUUGGCAAAUCUUUAAGAUUAUUUUCAAACAUAAGUCAGAGUCAUGGAAUCUUCAUAGGAAAGAAAGAGUAUAAAUAUAACAAAUGUGAUCAGUCUUUUGGAUUUACCCCCAAGCUUGUACAGGUAAGAAUUCAUAAUGGAGAAAAACCACACUACUUCAGGGAAUGUGGGAAAUCCUUCAGGACCUGCUCAAGCCUCAGUACACAUCAGAGAACUUGUACUGGAAAGAAACUAUGGAAAUGCACAGAAUGUGACAAGUCCUUUAAGUGGUUAUCCGACCUUAAAACCCAUUACAGAAUUCAUCCUGGCGAGAAACCUUUCAAAUGUAAGAAAUGUGACAAAUCUUUUACCUACUGCUCAUCUCUUAAAGAACAUCAGAACAUCCAUGAGGGAAAACUUUAUCAAUGUCAGGAAUGUGACAAAUCCUUUACCUACUGCUCAUCUCUUAGAGAACAUCAGAAUAUGCAUGCUGGAAAACUUUACAAAUGUUGGAAAUGUAACAAGUCCUUUACCCGGUGCUCAUCUCUUAGAGCACAUGAGAAAAUUCACACUGGUGAAAAACCUUUCCAAUGUAAGGAAUGUAGUAGGUCCUUUUAUAUGCUGUCCCAACUUAGAAAACAUGACAGAACCCAUACCGGAGAGAAACCUUACAAAUGUCAGGAAUGUGACAAAUCCUUUACCUACUGCUCAUCUCUUAAAGAACAUCAGAAUAUGCAUGCUGGAAAAUUUUAUAAAUGUCAGGAAUGUGACAAAUCCUUUACCCGGUGCUCAUCUCUUAGAACACACGAGAAAAUUCAUACUGGAGAAAAACCUUACAAAUGUAAAGAAUGUGGUAAGUCUUUUUAUAUAUUGUCCCAACUUAAAAAACAUGACAGAACCCAUACCGGAGAGAAACCUUACAAAUGUAAGGAAUGUGACAAAUCCUUUACCCAGUGUUCAACCCUUAGAAUACAUCAGAAAAUUCAUGCUGGAGAGAAACCCUACAAAUGUAAAGAAUGUGGUAAGUGCUUUUGUAAGUUGUCAUACCUUAAAGUCCAUUACAGAACCCAUACUGGAGAGAAACCUUACCAAUGUAAAAAAUGUGGUAAGGGCUUUUCUCAGUUGUCCUGUCUUAAAAGCCAUGACAGAAUCCAUACUGGAGAGAAACCUUACAAAUGUAGUCAAUGUGACAGAUCCUUUACGCACUGCUCAACUUGUAGGAGACAUCAGAGCACUCAUGCUGCAAAACUUUAUAAAUGUGAGGAAUGUGACAAAUCCUUCGCUAAACAUUCUUCUCUUAAAACACAUCAGAAAACCCACGCAGGAGAGAAACCUCAUAGUUGUAAAGAAUGUGGUAAGGCCUUCUAUCAACUAUCACACCUUAAAGUCCAUUACAGAAUCCACACUGGAGAGAAACCUUACAAAUGUUAUGAAUGUGACAAAUCAUUUACCAAAUCUUCAUCUCUUAGAACACAUCAGAAAAUCCAUGCAGGAGAGAAACCUCAUGGUUGUAAAGAAUGUGGUAAAGCCUUCUAUCACUUAUCACACCUUAACAUCCAUUACAGAAUUCAUACAGGAGAGAAACCUUACAAAUGUAGUGAAUGUGGCAAAUCCUUUACCACGUUGGCAAACCUUAAAAGACAUCAGAAAAUUCAUACUGGAGAAAAAACUUUCCAUAGUAAAUAAUGUGGUAUAUGCUUUUUCAGAGCUCUGUUCAUAGGGACCAAAGCAGUCUCCACACUAGAGAAUCAUUAUGAACUUGAGAAACUUGUGAAAGCCUUGAAGGAAUUGUUGAAUCUUACAAAACAUCAAGAGUUUAUAGUGAGGAAAAAUUCUGAAUAUGUGGCCAUGUGGGAAGCCUUUAAUUAAAAC
Peromyscus leucopus (white-footed mouse) is the source of this 6215-nucleotide messenger RNA. RefSeq names its product zinc finger protein 729-like. Lineage: Eukaryota; Metazoa; Chordata; Mammalia; Rodentia; Cricetidae. The transcript has 11 exons. The coding region runs from base 1164 to 6029 and encodes 1621 amino acids. Gene Ontology annotation, biological process: negative regulation of transcription by RNA polymerase II; regulation of immune system process; regulation of cytokine production. The record is from RefSeq and is a predicted model, not a curated record.